AUGGUUAAAGUCAACUUAGAAAACGUCAAACUAUACGCUGAGAUUGAUUCCACACCCCAAUUUUCUUCUAAAACGACAAUUGCAGAUAUUUUAACUAAAGACGCUCUUGAAUUUAUCGUUCUAUUACACCGAACCUUCAAUUCUAAACGUAUUGAAUUAUUGAAAAAUAGAGAGCUAAUUCAAUCAGAACUAAAUUCAAAUGAAUAUCAAUUUGAUUUUUUACCAGAGACGCAAAAAAUUAGGGACGAUCCAACUUGGCAAGGUGCCAUUCCAGCACCAGGAUUGAUUAAUAGGUCUUCUGAAAUUACAGGUCCUCCAUUAAGAAACAUGUUAGUUAAUGCAUUGAAUUCAGAAGUCAACACUUACAUGGUUGAUUUCGAAGAUUCUUCUUCGCCAACUUGGGAAAACAUGAUUUAUGGUCAAGUUAAUCUAUACGAUGCUAUCAGAAAUCAAAUCGAUUUUAUUACUCCAAGAAAACAAUACAAAUUGAAAGAUCAUAUUUCCAAAUUACCAACGAUAAUAGUUAGACCACGUGGUUGGCAUAUGGUUGAAAAACAUCUUUACGUGGAUGAUGAACCAAUUAGUGCAUCGAUUUUUGAUUUCGGAUUAUUUUUUUAUCAUAAUGCUAAGGAGUUAAUUGAAAUUGGUAGAGGCCCUUAUUUUUAUUUACCCAAGAUGGAACAUCACUUAGAAGUUAAAUUAUGGAAUGAUAUUUUUUGUGUUGCUCAAGAUUAUAUCGGUAUGAAACGUGGUACUAUAAGAGCUACUGUGUUGAUCGAAACUUUACCAGCUGCUUUCCAAAUGGAAGAAAUCAUUUAUCAAAUUAGACAACAUUCAAGUGGGUUGAAUUGUGGACGUUGGGAUUAUAUUUUUUCAACUAUCAAAAAACUAAGAAAUAAAUCAGAACAUGUCUUACCGAAUAGAGAUCAAGUUACAAUGACAUCACCAUUUAUGGAUGCUUACGUUAAGAGAUUAAUCAAUACAUGUCAUCGUAGAGGGGUUCAUGCAAUGGGUGGGAUGGCAGCCCAAAUUCCAAUUAAAGAUGAUCCAAUUGCGAAUGCUAAAGCUAUGGAAAAGGUUCAUAAUGAUAAAUGGAGGGAAAUGACCAACGGUCAUGAUGGUUCUUGGGUUGCUCACCCUGCGUUAGCACCAAUAUGUAAUGAAGUGUUUAGUAAUAUGGGUACAGCAAACCAAAUUUAUCGUAUUCCAGAAGUUACUAUUGUUGCUAAAGAUUUGUUGAAUACCGACAUUAAAGGUGCUGAAGUCACUACAAAGGGUAUUAGAGAUAAUCUAGAUAUCGGAUUACAAUAUAUGGAAGCUUGGUUAAGAGGUUCAGGGUGUGUUCCUAUCAACCAUUUAAUGGAAGAUGCGGCCACCGCAGAGGUCUCACGUUGUCAAUUGUAUCAAUGGGUUAAACAUAAUGUGAUUUUAAAGGACACAGGGAAACCUAUCACUUCUGAUUUAACUAGUACCAUAUUGGCUGAAGAAGUUGAAAAACUAUCCGCAUCAAGUCCAGUGGGGGUUGCAAAUAAAUUCUCUUUAGCAGCUAAGUACUUUUUACCCGAAAUAACAGGCGAAAUAUUUAGUGAUUUCCUGACCACUUUGUUAUACGAUGAAAUUAUCACCCCAACUCAGUCGCCAGUUGAUCUAAGCAAAUUGCAAUGA
This is a messenger RNA of Naumovozyma dairenensis CBS 421, 1665 nucleotides long. It is a transcript of the gene DAL7, whose product is annotated as malate synthase DAL7. The record is from RefSeq and is a predicted model, not a curated record. Lineage: Eukaryota; Fungi; Ascomycota; Saccharomycetes; Saccharomycetales; Saccharomycetaceae. Gene Ontology annotation, biological process: glyoxylate cycle. The transcript has a single exon. The coding region runs from base 1 to 1665 and encodes 554 amino acids. Gene Ontology annotation, cellular component: cytoplasm; peroxisomal matrix. Gene Ontology annotation, molecular function: malate synthase activity.